This is a messenger RNA of Staurois parvus, 390 nucleotides long. The record is from the annotation of a GenBank genome assembly. NCBI's taxonomy places the organism in Eukaryota, Metazoa, Chordata, Amphibia, Anura, Ranidae.
UUAGUGUAUUUAGUGAAUGUCACUUUUUGUCAUUUUCAAAUUUCCCGCCGGUUCCUUCUCCCGUACGUCUCGAUGCUCGCAGGGAACGGAACCCAGAAGACAGAUGCCGGCAUCGGCCGGAGGACAUUGCCGGGGACACUGCAGGAGGGACAUCGCGGGGGCGCAGGACAAGGUAAGUGCAGAAGGGAUCCCGGAGCAACACUGCAAGGUAUUCCAGAGUGUAGUUCGGGGUUACCGCUUGUGGUGCUGAAACUUUACCCCGAGCUACACUCGGGAAUACCGCCAGGGAGGUUAAAGAUUGCACAGUUUAUUUAGGCAAUUUCCUGAGACUGGACAGUGAAAGGAGAAGUGGCAGACUGAUGAGCUCAUCUGUCAUUCUAUUGCAGGGCU